AUGCCUAAAAAUAAGGGAAAAGGAGGUAAGAACAGAAGAAGAGGAAAGAAUGAGAAUGAUUUUAUGAAGCGUGAACUAGACACUAAAGAUGUUGGACAAGAGUAUGGUCAGGUUUCUAAAAUGCUUGGUAAUGGACGGGUGUUGGCAUUUUGUUUCGAUGGAAAACAAAGAGUAUGUCAUAUACGAGGAAAAUUAAGAAAGAAAGUAUGGAUCAAUACGGGGGAUAUUAUUCUGGUUGGGCUCAGAGACUAUCAAGACGACAAGGGUGAUGUGAUUCUUAAGUAUACUCCUGACGAAGCUCGUCGCCUUAAAGAAAGGAAUGAAUUACCCGAACACGCGAAGAUAAACGAAAAUGACGAGCAAGAGGAGGGAGAGAUUGAAUUUAGUGAAGAGGAGGAUAACAAUAUGCCAUCGAGUGGUAGUGAUCGAAGCGAAGAAGAAAGUGAGGACGAAGAGGAAGGAAGCGAUAGUGAGUUUGCCAUCUUCAAGUCUUAUUGUGUUAUUGUGGACAUGCAUCUCUGA
This is a messenger RNA of Angiostrongylus costaricensis, 522 nucleotides long. The record is from the annotation of a GenBank genome assembly. NCBI's taxonomy places the organism in Eukaryota, Metazoa, Nematoda, Chromadorea, Rhabditida, Metastrongylidae.